Molecule: messenger RNA, 4416 nt
Organism: Hyla sarda
Lineage: Eukaryota; Metazoa; Chordata; Amphibia; Anura; Hylidae
Gene: PIGO
Product: phosphatidylinositol glycan anchor biosynthesis class O
Exons: 11
Coding region: 315-3584 (1089 amino acids)
Biological process (GO): GPI anchor biosynthetic process
Cellular component (GO): endoplasmic reticulum membrane
Molecular function (GO): mannose-ethanolamine phosphotransferase activity
Source: RefSeq, a predicted model, not a curated record
AUCCCAUAAACCAACACACUUGCAGAGAAACGGCUAGUGCGCAUGCGUCAUCAAGCUUUUUUUUUUUUCGGCAUCGGCCUGUAAAAACUGCAGCCCGCCGGUAGAUGUCGCUAGUCGGCGCUUUCUUGUAACAAAUCUCAUCUAUGCCUGAAUAGAUACGUUCGUUUGCUCCGCUCUAUGGUUUCCUACUACCCCCCCAUUCCUCCUCUCUAUGGUAGCGUUGCCCUGGUGACGUUGUUCUGCUCUUCCGGGUCUUGCUGACCUCAGAGUAAAUGUGAGGACAGCCGGCGGCUGCUGAUUCCAGAUCCUGCAGGAUGAAGAGGGCUCCGGUGCUUCUCUUCCUGGCCUGGCUCUCCGUCUCUUUCUAUUCCGGGAUUUGGCUUUUCAUGAGUGGGUUCCUGCUGAUGAGAAUUGAGGUUUCCAACCAGAGUCAGUGUUCUGAGCCUCCGUCUCCUGCCCCUCAUCUCCAGGUCGGUGCCUGCUGGUUCCCGCAGAGGUUUGAUAAAGCCGUCAUAGUCAUCAUCGAUGCCCUGAAAUAUGACUUUGCCAAAUACGACCCAGGAAACCACAACCCAAAACCUUACGAGAACAAAUUAGGCGUGAUCCAUCACCUCACCACUUCGCAGCCACAACAUGCCAGGCUGUACCCUUUCCGGGCUGACCCUCCCACCACCACCAUGCAGAGGAUUAAAGGGUUCACCACGGGCUCCCUGCCCACGUUUGUGGAUGUGGGCAGCAAUUUUGCCAGUUACGCCAUUCAGGAAGACAACUUGAUCCAUCAAAUGGUACAAAACGGGAAGAGAGUGGUGUUCAUGGGGGAUGACACCUGGGACGGGCUGUUUCCCAAGAAGUUUUACAAGUCUUACUUCUUCCCAUCCUUCAAUGUAAAGGACCUCCAUACUGUGGACGAUGGGAUCUUACAGCAUCUAUACCCAACCGUGGAUGGAGGAGACUGGGAUGUAGUCAUCGCUCACUUUCUUGGCGUUGAUCAUUGUGGGCACAAGCACGGUCCAGACCACCCAGAGACUGCCAAGAAGCUGAUGCAGAUGAAUCAAGUCAUCACUUCACUCAUAGAGCAUCUGGAUGACAAGACUCUGCUGGUAGUGGCCGGCGACCACGGAAUGACUGACACCGGAGACCAUGGAGGAGACAGUGAGAACGAAGUGACUGCUGCACUCUUCUUGUAUAGCAAGGCUCCUGUGUUCCCUGACCACCUGCAAACGGACCCGGCAGCAGUUCCCCAAGUGAACUUAGUCCCGAGCCUGUCACUGCUCCUAGGUAUCCCCAUCCCGUAUAGUAACCUGGGAGCUAUUAUUGAUGACCUCUUCGGGUGGCCUGGAGAUAAUUUAUCAGCUUUGCUUUCAAAGGCAGAUGUCUACCAUGUCAACGCCCAGCAGGUGGCCCGCUACUUGGACACUUAUUCUCAGGCUGCCGGGGACCUGCCAGCUGAGAAGCUUCGGGAUCUGGCGGAUCUCUUCUCUUCGUUGACCACAGAAUAUGAGGAGCUGAUGUCACAGCGGGAGCAGCAGUCGGAGGAGGAGCUGGAGGCUAAUCUGCAGAAGAUAAUACACAGACUCCAGAACUACCUGAACCAAGCCAGGGAUAUGUGCAUGGAGUCCUGGGCUCGCUUCCACCCUUUGUAUAUGAUCAUGGGCUGCAUUAUCCUUCUUACCUCAUGUUUCUUCUGUUAUAUAAUUGCUGAGACUGCUGGAUCAGCCUUGUCUUUGCCUUCCAAGUAUUUGCUGGGAUACCCCCUCCUCUUCACUAUACUAGUCACUGCCGUUUGGGGCCUGGCAAUGUGGACGUCGGUGGUGGCGGCGGCGGCGCUCGAUCCGGUAACUCUCUGUGUAGCAGCCAUUGUUUUCUCACAGAUCAUUUUUUACUAUCACUUUAAGAAAAAGAAGUCUUCACCAGUGAGAUGGCGGACACGUGCUGUGUAUCUCUUACUGUCCGGACCCUGGGUUGUUCUUUUGUUCCGCUGCUGUUCUCUGUUUUCGGACAGUUAUGUGGUAGCGGAAGGGAAUGUGGCGCCGUUCCUUCUCACGUCUCUGCUCACUGUGACCGUGGUGAAACUGCACUGGGACGGCAAACUAAUGCUCCCAACAUUUACCCCUCUAGGUGGCGAGCCCUUAAAGCCUUCCCUGACCCCUGCUUAUAGGAAGGAUGGUUUUCGGCUCGUAUGGCUACUGGCAGCCCUGGGGGUUUGCGUUCGCCUCUCUAAACUCUUCCACAAUUGCCGGGAGCAGACUCCAGACUGUAAACCCUCCUCCUUCCUGUCUCCUCUCUCCAGUAUUCAGGACACAGAGGUGAAGAACUUCUCUUACGUUUGCUGCGUUGCGUGUCUUGGGUUCAUUGUGUUCCUCAUUAGGAAGUGGCUGCAACAUUAUGGGAACCUCAACAGUUCCUGUCCUCUGGUGCUGUAUGUUCGCUGGGGCUUCCCUUUUAUUGUUUUAGGGAUGGCUUGCUACUGGGCACUGAUCUCGGGUACAGAAGAUAGCUUUGCGAAGCUGAAGGAGGUCACGCAUCUCGCUCUUGUGGCCUGUCCCAGAAGUGUCUAUGCUUUUGCCGGACUGGGCCUUUUACUCGUUCUGUGGAACCCUAUGACUGUGUUUAUGAAGAGCCGGGCCUCUGAUGUAGACAACACAGUAACUACUUACCGCGGGGCACCCGGCUCUGCGGCGGAACUGCAGCACGUGAUCCCACAGAUCUACAGGAAAAUGCAACGCACGUUAAAGAGUCGCCUUCAACAUGGAGGUGAGGAGGAGGAUGCAAAGAAGGAAACGGCGGUUGAGGCCUAUGGUCUGGGUAGUGUCUACUCUGCCUCCAUGGUGAUCACACUUUCUAUUCUUACUCUGGUUCUAAUAUUGCUGCACAGCGAGAGGUUGACCCCGGCUUUCCUGCUGCUUUUACUAGAGGCCUUUGUCAUCUUGCACAUCCAUGGACAAGUCACCAACCUUUAUAGUGAUGGCGUUGAAUUAUUUACGGUCCCAUGGUACGCUGUUAUAGCGUGGUCUCUUGCCUCCUCCCAAUACUUCUACUCCACUGGUCAUCAGCCGGUCUUCCCCGCCAUCCACUGGAACUCUGCUUUUGUAGGAUUCCAGGAAGGGCACACGAAUAAUAUAAUCCCAGCCCUGAUGGUCGCAGCGAACACCUUCUCUUCCAACAUCUUGUUCUCAGGCGGAUCCUGUCUUUUGCUUCUCUGGCCGUUCCUGAGUGAAACUCCCUCCAUCCGAAAGAAGAAAGGAAAGAAGGAAAGCCGAGAUGGGGAGACCGAGGACAGUGAUCUGCCCAUGAUGGAGAUGAGGCUUAGGGAGGACCCAGACAGGUUCUCUGGAGCUCUGCUGCAGCUUGGGGCCAAGUAUCUCUUCAUCCAGGGAGUGCAGCUGCUGUCCUGUGUCUGCGCUGCUAUGAUACUACGUCGCCAUCUCAUGGUCUGGAAAGUAUUUGCACCAAAGUUCUUGUUUGAAGGUUUGGGAUUUGUGGUCAGCAGCCUCCUCCUCCUCUUCGGGAUCGCUCUGGUUUUAAGGGUGGACUGUGCCGUCAGUAACUGGUUCAAGAACCUUAUUGUCCAGCAGAACAGGUAGCAGUGGACACUGCGGACGGGUGAGGUGUCCUCGGACGACCAAAGACUCAGAAUUCACUCGGUGCCUCAAGGAACGGUUGUACCUGCGCAGCUCCUGACGUCACCGUCUCCUGCACCCGCUGUCUGGACAGAGCUGAACUAUUGGCAGGAUUGUUCUCGUUUCCUCCGUUUAGAUCUAAGGGGGCAUCUAUGAUAGGGGAUCAUUUACACCGAGAAUUUGUGGAUCCGGCGGAAGAAUUUUGAAACCGCCUCCUGCCAUAUCGCUGCCAGAUUCACUCCGUAUAGAGUCCUGACCUGUCUCAGUUUGGCUUAUUUUCCGACCCUGUCCGUUUUUUUUUUUUUUACCGGACUGAAAACCAUGGUGCACUUUUCAGUCCGGUCCAAAAAAACGAAUAUGGUUGGAAAAUGAGCCAGAGACGCGUUCUGACUCCGGGUGGUUCAUCAAAAUUAAUGACAUGUAGUAAUGACAGCUCAUGCAGAUUAGCCUUCACACCGGUGCACGGACCCGCCGAUCCCGCCCCCGGCAUCACUGCAGAGCAAUAUCAAGAGGAAAGUGUCCAGGCUCCCAUUCAUCAAUGUCUCAACGAAUGAUAUAUAUCAGUGUUUCCCAACUAGGGUGCCUCCAGCUGUUUCAAAACUACAACUCCCAACUCUUUAUUAUGUGUUAGUGGAGUGUAGUGUUUUUAGGGUACAUUCGCACUGGCGUGUUACGGUGAGUUUCCCCGCUAGGAGUUUGCGCAGCGGCAAAAAAUUUGCCGCAGACCAAACUUGAAGCAGGAAACUUACUGUAAACCUGCCCGUGUGAAUGUACCCUGUACGUUCACCUGGGGGGG